This is a messenger RNA of Loa loa (African eye worm), 192 nucleotides long. RefSeq lists its product as hypothetical. The transcript has a single exon. Lineage: Eukaryota; Metazoa; Nematoda; Chromadorea; Rhabditida; Onchocercidae. The annotation marks the transcript as partial. The record is from RefSeq and is a predicted model, not a curated record.
GAUGUGUUAUACAUACGGACACGACACGGACAUACACACACACACACACACACACACAUACACAAACAGAUACGCAGGCACAUACACACACACACACACACACAUACAUACAUACACAUAUACGCACACACAAACACAUACACAUGCAUGCAUAAACGUACACCAAAGCAUGGAUACGUAACUAAGGGCUAG